AUGGCCACUCCUCAAGAAACAAUAAAGACGCUAUUCGCGUUUAUUAGCGCCCAAGGCCAAAGCGACUACCUCGGCGAGCGCAUCUCCCAACUCCAACACUCGCUCCAAUGCGCCUACCUCGCCCACACAGACCCAAGCUACGGCUCAGACUCAGAAAUCGUCCUCGCCGCGCUCCUGCACGAUGUCGGCCGCUUUAUCCCAGACGCCAAGGAUAUGCCGGCCAUGAUUGCGCCGGACGGGGCGUACAUUGGGCGCGCGAGCCACGAGGUCCUGGGGGAGCGGUAUCUGCGGCAGCUGGGGUUUAGUGAGAGGGUGUGUCAGCUUGUCGGGGCGCAUGUGCUUGCGAAGAGGGUUUUGGUUUCGACUGUGGGGGAGUAUUAUGAUGGGUUGAGUGAGACGAGUAAGAGGACGUUGAGGUUUCAGGGAGGGUUCUUUACGGAAGAGCAGGUUAGGGAUGCAAGGAAUGAUCCAUGGCUUGAUGCGAAACUUGCUGUUAGACGGUGGGAUGAUAGGGCGAAGGAUCCGGAGAUGGAGGUGCCUGGGCUGGAUGCGUAUGAGGAUAUGGCAGUUCGGUGUCUUAUUGAUUCGAGGACUAGGGUUGUGGUGGUCGACAGGUUAUAUGCACUUCCAGUGAAGCCUGUGUUGAUUAUCGUCGUUUCAGAGACUUUAUUUGAGCAAGCUGCCCAGGAUGGCAUGUUGUCGGACAUGAAGGAUAGCUGGAUUGUCGAGAAGUACCUUCACACGAAGAACGGUAAUAGACGCCCCGUGGAAGAGGAAGUGCUCGACCAACUGUCAAGACGUGGAGUGCAAGUUGUGCAGAUGUCUGCCGACAGUGAUACCCUCAGUCUGCCUUCCACGGAUACAGCUGGUCGUUCUAGAUUCGUUCUCGAGGAUGGCCUGUCCAUGCUACAGAAAGACGCCACAUUCGUGCAUCUUUCCCUGGCCGCCCUACAGUACACUGCAUUCAGGGGGAUGUUGGACACCCUGAAAGAUCUAACCAGGGACACGGUUGUCACCAUCACAGCCAUCUCCAAUGAAGGAUGUACGGAAGAAACUGUAUUCGACGCAGUAUUCCAGCGUGCCUCAUCAGUCUAA
This is a messenger RNA of Aspergillus puulaauensis, 1095 nucleotides long. Its product is annotated as HD domain-containing protein. Lineage: Eukaryota; Fungi; Ascomycota; Eurotiomycetes; Eurotiales; Aspergillaceae. The record is from RefSeq and is a predicted model, not a curated record. The transcript is spliced from 3 exons. The coding region runs from base 1 to 1095 and encodes 364 amino acids.